AAACCCGGCGCGAGCGUGUCGCGUUCCGUGUGGCUAGGGGGUGGCGUCCGCGCAGGGGAUGCCAAGGUGCAGACGCCCUCGGUGCUGCCGCCAGCUCAGCGGAGACUAGCGGAAAGCGGGAAACCUGUUCGUCCACAGUUCAUCACGGCCUCGCAAGCCGUUCGAACGGACACACGGCCUCGUCGCGUUCCGUCAUCGCCGAUCCAUCUCGUCAACAAAAUCCACGGCCUCGUAUCGCCAACUAUUUUCUCGUCGUCGAACCGCCUCCUUCUCCAACCUCGUGUUUGUCGAAUCGAUCGUCCCAACGAGCACCGCGACCGAUCGUUAGCGUCACGUGUCCUGCCAAUCUUCUCCUUCUUCGAAUCAAACGGAUCGAAAGGACUAAACAGUUGUUUUUUUAUUAUCGAUCGGCAGGUUCAACCGACCGAUCUAAUUUUCGACUGCCAUACCGAUAGAGAAUUCUGUUCGAUGAAACGUUCUCGUUCGGCGGUAGACCGGUCGAUUUUUGGUCGGACCUGCGGCGGAUAGUCACGAUGACUCGUUGAAACGAGCUGUGACAAGGGAGCCGAGCAGAUUCGAAACACGUGGCCUGAGUUUAGCCGCGGUUGUUGUGCGAUUCGCUGAAUCCCGAACACACAAGCCCCCCCCCCCCCCCGGUACGUUAUGUCAGCGAGUCGUAUUAUAAAUUGUCUUGGUCCGACCCGAGUUGGACAAAUAACGUAAAAAGAAAACGAUAAUAAACGAUUCGUAAUCUCGUUCCUGAUUAAAGAGUAGAAUAAAGUUUACAGGUCUGUUUGAAGGAAGGGAAAACCGAAGAGAAAAAGGUCGUAGCAAUCGAUCGGAUUCUAGAUUGGAAUUUAAGAUCGAAGAGACUCGUCCAAGAAACAUCGCCAAAGUUGCCGUGGAAUGGCUCUCUUACGUUAAGAUCGAUCGUGUUAGAAAGUGCGACGGAACAAAGUGUCGAUGUAGAAACUGCCGCCAAGUUGAUUAAAAGUGAGACAGAAACGAGUUCGACGAGCGUUUGCGCGAUAUUUUGCGAACGAUACGGGCGAUCGAAGAAUCCGUUAACGAAACGUUGACCGGGAACAGAAGGACGUUGCAAGAGCGAAUCGAAAGCGAAUCGAGAGCUUGCCGUCGGAUACGAUGACGCGCGAUACACGUCGGGAAUCACAGCACCUGUGGAACCUCGAGACUCCGAAGAUGUGGAAAAAUGGCGUGGAGCUGUGCCUCGUCUCGUCCUUGCUCGAGCAGCGUGAGUCGCAGAAUGGAAAUGCAACCGUGCAACGUGCCGCCUGCAACUUGUCCAACGAAUCGCCUCGAGAGUCUCUCGGUUCAGUCCCGAGCGCGUAUAAGACGACCGUUGCUCGAAACAACAGCAUUCAUCGAUGAAUCCGACUCUGUCGUCCUUACGACUCGCGUUAUCUCAGGAAAAUGGCUGACUGCGAACGGUGAAACGUGCAACGCAACUUGCAUUCGAUAUCAUCCGUUAGCCAGCUAAAGCAAAGUGGAUUUCCGUGCUCCUUCGAUGGCCCGGCGGAAUCGUAACGGGACGAAGCGAAAAAGUGGCGAAAAACGCAGCAAAAGGGAACAGCUGCUGCGAGAAAGAUGGAACUAAACGAGACGAUGGAAGACGAUUCGAACAACAGCACCGAUCUGUCGAGUCUGUCGAACGUGUUGGUCGAUACUGGUCCAUCGAAUCGUUCUGCGAAUCCCUACCAACAGCAAAAUGGCCACGAAUUGGAACACGCGAUUCUUCUAACGGUAAAAGCCAUGGUAAUGGGUUUCAUCAUUUUGUGCGCUCUGUUCGGCAAUCUAUUGGUGAUCGUGUCCGUAAUGAGGCACAGGAAGCUUCGCGUAAUUACCAAUUACUUCGUGGUCUCGUUGGCUUUGGCUGACAUGUUGGUGGCCAUUUUCGCCAUGACGUUCAACGCGUCGGUCGAGCUGUCCGGAAGAUGGCUGUUCGGCUAUUUCAUGUGCGACGUGUGGAACUCGCUGGACGUGUUCUUCAGCACCGUUUCCAUUCUUCAUCUGUGCUGCAUCAGCGUGGAUCGAUAUUACGCGAUCGUGCAACCGUUGGAUUAUCCAUUGAUCAUGACGAAUCUUCGACUGAGCACCAUGCUGAGCGUGGUUUGGUGUUCGCCGACGGUGAUGAGCUUCCUGCCCAUCUUCGCCGGCUGGUACACCACCGAGAAGCAUCUCGAGUUCAGAAGGAAUUUUCCGGAGGUGUGCGUGUUCCAAGUGAACAAACUCUAUGCCGUGAUCAGCUCGAGUGUCAGUUUCUGGCUGCCUGGAAUCGUAAUGAUCGCCAUGUAUUACAAGAUUUACCGGGAGGCUGAUCGUCAAGAGCGAAUGCUCUAUCGACUUGCGUAUCAACGGAAAUAUGAAGUUGGAACGUUUGGUUGCAGGAGCAAAGUGGCGGCAGCGCUCUUAAACAAACAUCUGCAGAUCAAUGGGAUUUCGGCCGGUUUGACCACGCUGCCAACUGUGGAUCAAUCGUCGCCGGAUCCACAACAGGAAGAUCCACCGAUCACCAGCAGCAGCAAAAUGAGAAGGGAACGAAAGGCUGCGAGAACAUUGGGAAUCAUCGUGUCAGCGUUUCUGGCUUGUUGGCUUCCCUUCUUCCUCUGGUACAUCAUCACGUCUCUGUGCGACAGCUGCGAAAGCAGCGAUUCGGUGGUUGCAGCGGUGUUUUGGGUGGGUUACUUUAACAGCGCGCUGAAUCCGCUCAUCUACGCCUACUUCAACCGGGAUUUCCGGGCCGCCUUCAGGAAGACCCUCGAAAGCUGUUGCGUGGCGAUCGGACCGGUUCGCGAUCUGCGCCAAACCCAUCGGAAGCAGGAUCUGGUGCACAGUAACGCGUCUUCGGAACUGCACGUUAACAAUCAGCUGAGAGCCAGCGAGAUGACCAACGUGCAUAUCGAGGCGUGCAUUUGAUUUCCCAACCGUUCCUCGAACGUUCGUGUCUCGACGAUCUUCUGAACUGGAAAAAAUCGUUUCGAAUCCGACCUACUUUCGACCGGAAGCUCGGAUCGUACGGUCGCUGAUCGUGGCAAUCGCCAGCCACGACAGCCGAGAUAUGUAGCGGCAUCUCGCUGGCCAAUUAACACGGCCAGAACGCGACACUCGUUCGCCAAUUAAACGAUAGAACGACGCGCAACACCUUUCUUCGAUCGGCGAUUAACGGUCGGAAGCGCAACAGUCGACGAAGCUCGAACGCGUACCUUGAUCCGUCGAUAAGAUAACUGUUUAGCGUAAAUCUGGAAAUUUCGGUGUAUCGUAGUGGAUUUUGAAAACGUUUCUAUGUUACGAGCCUAUUUUCAAGAACGAAAAAGGCCGCUAAGAGAUUUAUACCGUUGAUACGUUGUGAUCAAAGUUUUCACUCCGAUCAAAGAUCACUCGAACACCGUUAGACUUGCUGCUAUGUGUUCUCUUGGCGUUUUAGUUGGGCUUCAGGGUGCCGUGGACACGAGUAAAAUCGAACGCUAUUAUGUCAGACUGCGAAACACGGAAUAUUUGAAAUAAAUCUACUUCUAAGCUCGAAACGGUACGUAGAGGUGCGGGUGGUGGAAAUGGUUUGCCAAUCUGUUAUUAAAAGUGUUUCUUUCAUUCGUAUUCGAUAACGUUGCCUUUAGAAUUUUUAGAUUUUUUAUCGUAAUUCGCAGUAAUAAGUAAAAUAUCGUUAUCGAGACGUUAACUACGAACGAAGAAACGUCCUGAAAGGAAAUCUUCGAUGCGGUCAACCUAUUUUAAGACACACUGUCGUCUAUUUUCACCGCGUGGCGGUUUAUCAAGUGCAUAAAUAAGGCUGCUGCCCCCGAGCAGAUGGAUGAUCCGAUUUCAGUAAUACUUUAAGAUUGGCCUGAUAGAUAGAGGCCGUGCGAGUUCGUUCUUGCUUCGUUCCACUUUGUUCUCCAACGAAUUUUAUUAAAUCGCUUGCUUCUUUUCAGCCAGAAUUUCCUAUUUCUAGAUGUGAAAUUUGGACGAAAAAUCAAUACAAAAGUUUUUGUUCACAGACGAGCGACCGAUAUCGAGUCAGCUAGCAAUUGUUAAUGCUGCAAACCACGUUUCAAUCUAUCAACGAAUGUGUGUAAACGGGGAUAAUUAUUUUCCGCUUUUAAGCUAAACAAAUUUUUGAAUCUAAACGAGUAAGUAAUAAAGUUGGACGAGUCAAUAGGUUGUUUUUACUUAUAGCGAAAAGCAUAUUUUAAUCUAUCAAAGAAUGGACGUGGAUGAUUUAAUUGCUUCGAGCGAUCGAUCAAACCCUGCUGUCGCUUGUACGAUGAAUUUCUUAAAGCCAGACGGAAGCUGGGAAUGUCGCGUAAAGCGAACACGGACGCGAUCGUGGUCGGUGAACGUCGCGUUCGAGCAUGAAAAUUACCUCGGGUGUAAAAGUGGUCGGUACCGGGGCUCGAUGUCGACACCGGGAAUUAAAGGAUAAACAACGCGAGAGGAACGCGGAUUAGCCCGAAGAGAUUGCGAAAAUGUGCCGUUUAUUUGACCGAAUUUGAAAGAAACAAACGUUGCUUCCUCCAACCAAAAGCAAAGAAAUAAAAAAAGCAAACGUUAACGAACUUUCGGACAGGUUCAAGUUGAAAAAUUUGAGCGUUCUUAUCUCGAAAAAAGGCUCUUUCUCUUUUUAGUUCCAAGUUUGUACUCCAAACGAAUUUGUAAUAGAAAAAAAAAAAAGAAAGAAUAUAACGAAAUUCGUUUAAGUUGCAUAAAAUUUGUAACGGUUUGAAAUAGUCUGUGAGUAGCGUAAAUAUCUGCUAUGAGAACGAUUAGACUGUCAACGUGGUACGAAUAAUGCAUACAGCUGUUACGAUCGAAUCAGUGUACACUGUGUGUAUACCGUUUCUGUUUCAAAGGAAAUAGGACAGAACGUAACGUUGGUCGUUGGAAUAAUAGAAUGUUCGAAUAAUAGAAUGUUCGGAUAAUUGAAUGUUCGAACUGUGCGGUAUUCGGAUAACGGAGGUUUUACUCGCAUGUGAAGGUGUGCGCGAAAUCCAAAUUGUUUGGAGCCGAGUGAAAUCAAGUAGAAGGUUCUCUAUGGGACCACUGUUGGUAUCUCGAAUCGAGGCCGAUAACCGAUUCCAUUAAUGACGAGAGAAGCGAUAUCUAGCGUUGCUAUAUGUUACCGGAAUUAGUCACCAGCUAUUUAUGGCGAAAGAGAAUUUAGCAUCGUUCCUGUGACCGAGAACAGGAAAAAGCGAAACGAGGAAAAGACAGAUAAAGUAUAUUUCUCGAGGUUGUUUCUUCUCUAGUUUUAACGUCGCUGCAGCGUCAAUGGCCAAUUAGCGACACUAUUUAAAACUACGAUUUAUGGCAGAACUUUGUUUUCGAUAUAAAUCGAGCGAGGUUUAUUAAAUUCUCGUCUGAAUUGAACGCACUGUUCGAAUCGAGAGGCAAGAAAGUUAACAACGGGACACAGUUCGUUGAAACACGGAAAACGGAAUAGCGAAAAGUAUAAAACGUCUUCGCGUCUUUGAGUAUAAAAAGUAUUCCGCGUCUCUGGUAAAAGGAAUCGCAAGAGAGCAAAAAACGAUCGCACGAAAUACAAAUUAUGGAAAUAACUUUUGAAAUGUCAAAUAUUUACUAUACUACGUAUAAAUUAGGUAAAUCAGAUUUGUUCAAACGGUAUUUGCAACAAGUACGCGUAUACGGAUUUUCAUUUCAAAUUCGGCAUUAAAAUAUCUUAGAACUACGAUUAUUAAUUCAUCGAUUAACCCAUCAAGAACAAUCGUUGAACAGCAAUUUCAAACGUAACGCGAUUUGACAAUUAGAAAGAGGCAAUUAGGUAAGCAAUUUUGUUCAAAUAGGAUCGUUAAUUUCUAGAAUUUUCCCUAAUAUUUUCUUAUCUCAUUCUUAGUACGAUAUUAUGAAUGUUUGCGAGCGACAAAAAAAUAUCUUUACAUGGUAUUUGUUGGGGAGCAGGGAGAUCGGGCGAACAAACGACCCGUAUAUCAUCGAUCGUGCGAAUGGUAUUCACGAGCUUUCGUUUCAUUGCGUUCUAUUCAAACAAAUUUAGGAAAUUAACGCUCGUUCAGGGAGAACACGAUUCCGAACUUUGACAUUUGCAGCGGAUAUCCGUUUCGUUCUGGCGAUCAUUUUACAAUCAACAGAGUUUUCUCCACUUUCGUUCGUUCACGGUUUAAUUAAACGGUAGUCACUGGUAAUUUUCACGAUAAUAUCAGUCUCGAUUGGUUUUCCAAAAGGAUCUAUUUCCAAUCUAGCCUUUCUAUUUCUACUAAUUUUCAUUUAUUUAUUCCGACUUUCGUUUAAACCUCGAACCUCUAUAUCUCCAUCUUGCUUUUAUUCUAGCAAGCAAGAAAGAUUUUGACAAUUCCACUUGCAAUCUUACGAUCAACUCGAUUCUUUUCGAUAUCAUGUUUAAUUCGAUAAAACUCUUCUCUGCAAGCACGAGCUAACAUUAAAAUAAAAAAAAAUUAACAGAAAUAAACUCAUCAUCGUGUACGUAUUAGGAAGAAAUUUCGUGUCCACGAAGUCCUAGGCCACUCGCGUUUAACCACUGAUUUCGAUACCAUGUAAAUUAUUACGUACAAUAUCUGACAAAGCGACGUCCGAUUAUUUCGAUUCCCAAGGAAGUCCGAGAAGCCCGUAUGUCGAUUUCCACGCACGUUACCAAACCUAAAGCACAUACUUGCCUCCUCAUUUUCUAUUUUCACAGUGGAAAUCUAAUAGCGUGUUAGGUUGAGUAAUAGGUAAAAUCUGUGCAAGUCGUCAACGAUAUGUAUCAUUUUACCUUGUAGAAUUCUUGUAUUCUCGUAUUCUUUCGUUACCAAUUUUCUACGUAUCAUCUAUUACUAUAAUACUAUCGAACAAUUUCGCAUAAAAGAUUUGAAACAGUUUUGAAACAGCUAACGAUCGGCUGGUACAAAAGCCAACAUAUACAGGAUGUUUUCAAUGUUUCCACAAUAAUCGCGGUAUCGUAAGCUACAUGUGUAAAUAAGGAAAAAGAGCGAACAUUUCCUAUAAAUGGUUGAUUACCUCGUAUCGUGUUAAUCGAAAUAUAAAGCUAAACUGGUUUUCAGGCCCAUCGAUAUUAACAACAUGAAAUAUGCUAGACCGCUUAAAACGUAUAUUUACUUUUCUGUUACAAAGAACGACGCGCAACUGCAAAUAUCAAAUUACUCUAUAUGGCGAGAACGCGAUGCGCAGACCUAUUUGGAAAUUUAUAUAACAAUUCGUAACAUUCGCAUAUUCUAAAUGUAUAUGUUGCUAAAACAGGAAAAAGAUGAAACUUCAAAAGAUCGGUCAGCAUUGCGACGCAAUCUCGAUCGCGGCACAAUCAUUAACCUGUAAGUGUGGCGUGGCGAUUUCAUCAUAUUGGUCAACGUAGCUCGAAACAGUCGACAACCGUUUAAACUCGGUUCGAACUUUGGUGAAACCAAUCGAUAAAUCAAACGGUAGAGUAUGCGACCCUUGAACCAUGUACGACAAACAAAUCCCCGUCUCGUGAUAAAUAUCUCGAGAGAGAACUUGGUACUUUAGUUAGAACGGUAGAUCCGGUAGCGUUUCCGGCGAUCGUAUACCCAUGUGUGUCGAAAUUCGCUGCUUCCAAUCCCUUCGAAUUUCAUCGUACAGCGUUUCGACGUAUGUCGCUGUUCGUCAACGCCAGACAAAUUCGCAAACUGUCGUCGCAAAGCGAAGAUAGUUUGAAGCGAAGAUAGUUUCGUUUUGCUUAAUUUCGUAAUUUUAUUUAAAUAAAUGGUAAAUGAAAAUGAUCUUUCAUCCCUGCAACGGUGCAAAUAUGGAAUAUUUCAUCGACUCACCGAUCUUGUUUACUCUACCGUUACGAUGCUUACGGUGCUGCAAAAUUAUCGCAGAUGAAAAGAUCAAACAAUCUUUCUGGAACGUUUGAAUUUUAUCACCAGUUUCUAUGCAUUUUCGCGGCACAAAAUAUCCCAUAAAUCCAUAAAACUUGGCCGUCUAUUUAUACUUUUAAGCUACAUAUUCGAAGGUGUUUUGAUGAAUUUUUGCAGAAUUUUUUACAUACAUCGCGCGUUUAAAAUACGCGCAAGUCAUGCGAAAUCUAAGCGGUAUACUAAACGGCACUUUUAGUAGGUUUAGCGUUAGUAAUUAAUUUACUUACGGCUUUCGACGUUAACCCCUUCCUUCUUCAUCGCGAGUCUGACUCGCUAAAGUACGGGAAGGGGUUAAAUAUCGAAAACCCGAUAAUUAAACGGCGAGCUUUGCGCGAUAUAAGAUUUCUUUACCGUAAGUAUCGCAGUAAUAUAGUCGUCUCGUUUUUCCCUUGUGAUCUUCGUACCAGAGUGAAAUCAACGUAUACCCUUUCUUCGACGUUGUAUAUUAUCGACAUAUCGUUAUCUGGACACUAACUUUGGACACUUGGCCGUAAGUAAUAUUAGGACAUCCGCAGAUAUUUCUUUUAUUUUCUAGUUUAGAUAACGUAACAUUGUUACGUAACAUCCUGCUGCAACCUACCCAUUACCAUUAAUCUAAUGUAAAAUAUUCGAUAAAAUAGAAUUUGUUAGAGCUGUUCGAUAAACGUAGCGAAUAGAUGCCCUGAUAUCUAUAUAGCCAGCAGUGUACGUAAUUUGCUAUUUAAAAGAUGAUUAAACCGGCUGUGCUCUACGUUCCACGAUACAUAAUCUGUGAUAUUUAUUUGAAGAAUUUAAUCCCUUGUUUUGCAUGUAAUAUCGGUAUAUGUACAUAUAUCACGGGGCACGUUCGUCCGCACGAACCAUGCUUUCGAUUUAAUAAAGACAAAUUAUAUUUGUAGAUCGAUAAAGUAGUCUGAAUCUUCGAUUCACUUUUCAUUCUUCCGACCGAGGAUCAAUCACCCAUAGUAUCGUAAUACAACCUGUUACAGUAGGGAAUAGACGAUGCUCGUUCGAGCGGCUGUUGUUGAACAAAUCAUCAUAACGUAAGAAUCCGAUUAGCAAAAAAUUCGAAAUUGGCCGAAUCUUCGAACAAAGAAAUAUUCAUUUUUCUCUCUAGCAAUUAUUAUUUGACAUUUAUACGUUGUACGGUAUAUAAAUAGCCGAAGAGAUAAUACGAGCGGCAAUACCAAAGGUUACUGAGUUAUAGGCUGGCGUACAAAAAUCUCCAUAUCGCUGCGCAUAUGGAACAUUUUCCGCAAUUGAUACUAGCUAUUUUCUAUCGCUACGUUUAAGAAAAUCAAAAUCCAACAAUCUUUUGUUUGUCAGAAAGCGAGAACGAUAUUGAUAAACGAUAACGUUACGAAAUACCGCGAUUAUAACGACACGCAGCGAUUUUAACGUCUUUCUCUUGCUAAUUUUCAACUUGUUGCUGUUAUUGCAUAAUAAAUUAAGUUACAAGUUUUCCGUUGUAACCUAGUCUCAUUCGGUUUAAAAGUCAUGCAAAGUUUCUCUCGUAAAAUUCUCGUAAAACACCAUGUUGUUUAACUUCAACCUGUUAUUCGUGUCAACGAUUUGCUAAUAUUCCUAAUAUCGACUCUAUCUUGUAUCGCCUUUCUCGGCGCAACGUACGAAAGCUCGAUUUUUCUUCUCUAUGAAAAAUAUCUUUUAUCUUUUAUCUUUCGUUAUGAAUACGAACUUGGUCAAACUAUGCAAAAUAGCAACAGCACCAGAAUUUUAUAGAACCAAAAUCGACCAACCUAGAACAAUUCCGAAAAAAGAAGAAAAAAAAGGAAAAGAGAAAGAAAAAAAAGUAUCGAUUCAACCAUUUUGUCUCGAAAGAAAUUUAUUAUGCCACAGCAUAACGUCUAUACGAAAACAUUCGUUUCAAAGCGUAUCCUCUGUUUCGUAUUUUUAUCAGCAAACAGCCACAUGGUUAAAGGGUCGGAACAUCGUCAAUUCGUUUCACAAUAUCGCGUUAUCUACCGAUCAGUCGAGAUGUAAUACGAUUGCGACUUAACGCGUUAACGUACAACGUGCAAGGCAAGAAAAAAAAAAAAAAAAAAAAAAAAAAAAAAAGAGAGAGAGAGAAAAAAAGAAAAACAUCAAGUAUCGAUAUUACCGGAAAAUUCCUUGCAGAAAUCGAUGAAUCGUCGCUUAAACGUUAAUCGAAUGAAACCAAGACUCGGUAAAUAACGAUCGAAAACGAAGGAAAAAAACAGAAAAGAAAGAAAGAAAAAGAAAAAGAACAGAAUUUUCAAGUAUGCAAACGACAAUAGCGGUCAAGAACGAUUAUUUUAUUAGUUCGAUUCGAUUAAUUAGAUAAUUGUUAAUCGUAAUAGGUAAUCGUGCGUGUUAAGGUGAGACGUGGCGAAUGACGGUGAUGAUGAUGAAAGUACGAAAGAGCGUGUGACGUUGUUUCAUCGUAGCGGCGGAUAACGUUAUAUACGCGUGUGUAUGUGUGUGUGUGUAUAUACACGUAUAUAUAUAGGAGAAAUAUAUGUAUACAAAUAUAUGUACGUAUAAAUAUAUCAGAUGGUCGUUUGAAACAUAAUGUGCCGAGCUACGAGCGUACGGCAUUGAUAAUAAAAUUUUAAGAAAAGUUA
Molecule: messenger RNA, 10465 nt
Organism: Bombus terrestris (buff-tailed bumblebee)
Lineage: Eukaryota; Metazoa; Arthropoda; Insecta; Hymenoptera; Apidae
Product: octopamine receptor beta-1R
Exons: 4
Coding region: 1606-2934 (442 amino acids)
Biological process (GO): adenylate cyclase-activating adrenergic receptor signaling pathway
Cellular component (GO): membrane
Molecular function (GO): octopamine receptor activity
Source: RefSeq, a predicted model, not a curated record